CACGAUUAUGGCGAAGUUAACUGCUACCUCCGUCCUCAAGUCUGCCUCUGGCCUGGAAAUGCCAAUUUUCGGUUUGGGAACAUGGCAGAGUGUGGACGCGGAACUGGAGAGAGCUCUACACACAGCACUUGAGGUCGGAUAUCGCCUCAUUGACACAGCUUUUGUCUACAACAACGAGGAGGCUAUCGGCCGAGUGCUGAGUGAGUGGCUGCGAUCAGGCAAGAUUAGUCGCCAGGACAUUUUUAUCACUACCAAGGUAACACGACUCAGUUGUGACUGUGGCUAA
This is a messenger RNA of Homalodisca vitripennis (glassy-winged sharpshooter), 286 nucleotides long. Its product is annotated as D-galacturonate reductase-like. The record is from RefSeq and is a predicted model, not a curated record. The coding region runs from base 8 to 286 and encodes 92 amino acids. Lineage: Eukaryota; Metazoa; Arthropoda; Insecta; Hemiptera; Cicadellidae. Gene Ontology annotation, molecular function: oxidoreductase activity. The transcript is spliced from 2 exons.